ACAGGAGAAACAUCUGAGACACCCCCUCCCCUCCCCUACACCCACUGUCCAACUCUAGAGCGAAAGACAGUACGGACUGACCGGCCGUCAGUAACAGCGGCGCUGGGCUGAGUUCAGAGAGGAGCGCAGGAAGCACGCAAACGCGUCAGUGCGUGCAGAGAGGAGCUGCGCUGAGGUUCCUGCGUGGAUGCGAAUGAAUGGGUUCGCCUCUGAGUGUGUAUGUGUGUGUGGUGCUGAACUGGGUCAUGCGGACCGCUGGAGGAGCGAAAGAUAAACACGCACCCUCCUCAUCCUUCUCCUCGUCCUCAUCCUCCCGCUGCACGGCAGGUUCAGAUGGUGGGCGCACAGAGGAGGGAUCCCAGCAUGUGUCCCCAUCUCAGCACUGAGCAUCAGAUGCUGCUUUGAUUCCACCCGCCUCCAAAGAAAGUCUCAAACUGAAGAGCAUCUCCAGAAAACAGGGGGGCAGCAGGCUGCCCGCUGUGAAACUGCGAAGGCUUUAAGGUGUUUUUUGUUGUUGUUGUUUUUUAAGAACUCUUUGGCGUUUCUGAGUGAUCGAUAAUAACGAGGAGAACCGGAUCAAACGGAUCGGCGCUGAGCAGAGCAGAGCGCAGAGGCUCUGCUCGCCGAGCGGAUGCAGGACCACGGAGGAGAGAGACAGGUCGCCAGCAGUCUGCCCCACAGCGUCAAGGCGAGCCUGUCUCUUUCUCCGUCUGGACCGGGGCGGGUGGGCAGCGGCGGAGGCUCCCCUACGUCAAAAAUGGGCUACUGCAGAGGGGUGCCCGUGGAGGAUAUGCAGGCCCUGGCCAUCACUUCUCUAUCAGCCGCAGACGUAGCCAAACAGUACGAGCACAUCCGCGAGCUGGGGAAGGGCACCUACGGGAAGGUGGACCUGGUGGUGCACAGGACGCAGGGCACCAAAAUGGCCCUGAAGUUUGUUACCAAGAACAAGACAAAGCUGAAAAGUUUCCUGCGGGAAUACAGCCUAACAGGCUCACUUAGCUGCAGUCCUUUUAUCAUCAAAGUCCUGGACGUGCUUUUUGAAACGGAGGACAGCUACGUGUUUGGACAAGAGUAUGCCCCCGCCGGGGACCUUUUCGACAUCAUACCCCCACAGGUGGGUCUUCCAGAAGAAAUGGUCAAACGCUGCAUGCAGCAGCUGGGGUUGGCCCUGGACUUUAUGCACAGUAAAAACCUGGUGCACCGCGACGUCAAACCCGAGAACGUGCUCCUGUUUGACCGCGAGUGCCGCCGCAUCAAGCUGGCUGACUUUGGUAUGACCCGACGUGUGGGCUGCCGUGUGAAACGGGUGAGUGGCACCAUCCCCUACACGGCUCCGGAGGUUUGCCGCGCUAACCGGUCAGAGGGUUUUUUGGUGACCACCAGCCUGGAUGUGUGGGCGUUUGGCGUGCUGGUGUUCUGUAUGCUGACGGGCAACUUCCCCUGGGAGGCAGCUAUGCCCGCCGACGCCUUCUACGAGGAGUUCCGACGCUGGCAGAAAGCGGGGUGUCCCGUGGGAACUUACCCGUCUCAGUGGCGCCGCUUCACCGACGAUGCUCUGCGCAUGUUUCAGAGGCUCCUUGCCGCUGAGCCGGAAAAACGCUGUGGCGUCAAGGAUGUCUUCUGUUUUGUCAAGUACGAGCUGGUCAGCGAGCUCAGGCGCAGAGCGUCUUGUCGAGCCAAGAGAGGUGAGAGGUCAAGCUCUGGAGUGUGCACCGGCAGCUGCACCUCUUCGACGUCCACUUCUUCGCGUUCCUCCCACAGACACCCCGAGCCUUCCACGCCUCCGGGAACAUCCUGCCUGCGCCCGGCUCCCCUCAAAAGGAGCGUUCUCUCCGACCCGUUGUCUCCCAGAGAGGAGUCCGGACAGCACCAGUCUCCGGGAAGAGACAAGAACAAAAGCCAGAUGGUGAUGGCGACGGCCAUAGAAAUCUGUGUGUGAUCACACUAGCGCUAGCACUGGAGACUAGAGGGCUUUUCACAGUAAUAACAAGCUGUGAAGAGGUGUUAAUAACUAGCACAGAGAGCCCAGUGAAAAAGGAGAAUUUAGACAUGAAAGAGAAGCUCAGGAUCCAAUCCCAAGCAGUGGAAAUGGACAUCAUCAGUCAGUGAUGCACACUGGGACAGCUUAUCACUGACAUUCAAUACUAUUCAGCUUUUGAUUUGUGACCAAAGACUGCUUCCCAAGCUGAGAAGCCAUGUUUAAGAGUCUGUUGUCACUCCUCAAGGCAGCUCAUUAUUGCCACCCUAACAUUUGUGCUCUCCUGCCCAUACACUGUGGUGGUGCUUAUGAUAUUAUAUUUAGAUUUACUCCGUGUCUCUUUACUUUAGUGUUUAUUUAUGUCCAGGAGAUCCCCCAAAUUCUUCUGAACAGGCGACCUUUUCAGACGGAAGCUUGUUAUCAGAAGGCAAUCUACGCAAUUACAUUCAACUGCCAUUUCUCGGACUUCCUGCAAACUUCCAGUGGAUAAAACUCAUAGAUGUUUUCAAGAUAAAGUUUUACAAAGAUAAAAAUGAAAAAAAAAAUGUAGCAGUCUGUAUGAAGCAUCUUUUCAUGUAGGUGUCUAGACUGAGAGGCAGACUCUCAGCGAAAAGGCAUCAGCUCAGGACACUUCAGUGGGUCACUUCCUGUUUUAUUAUUAACGAGAAUCCUUUGAGUGGCUGGAAGACACAUCUGCCACAUCUUGAACUGCUCUCAGUGAGAUUCAUUUCCAAUUAAACGCAACUGAAUGCAGGGAUUGUGCAUUUUCUGAGUGAAAAUGGUGGCGAACACAGGAGGCGAGGAGGAGAAAAGGCUUUUUAUUGUUUCUUUUCUACCAGCCAUGUGCGUUUUUGGACGUGUAUGUGUGUUUCGGAUGAAUACAACAACAGGAAAAAAAGCACAAGAUUUUUUUGUAAAUGAACUCUUGGAGAAAAGGUCGAUAUUGUACAUAAUUUGAUAGGAGGGCACCGUAAUAUCAGGUAGUUCAAUGAUGUAGCUGUAUUAAUUUUCUACAACAGGAAAGGGUUUUACGGUUACUGUCGGGGUCAAUGCAUCAUAUGUAGCAUCAAAACAUGACAGAGUGUAGAGUCUAUCAUUAAAAAAAUAGAUGUGCUAUGUAGAAAUAUCACUUUCUCUAUCAUCGUAGCAGCUGCUGGUCCCCUUUUUCGUUUUUCUUCUUUGACUGUUUUGGGUUUUAAUUUGACUGGGUCUUAACCCUGGCCAGACACACAAAUUAAUUUAUUCCUGCCGUGUCCUUUCACCCCAGCCUAAUCACGGGCAACACACAUUCCCUGCAUAAAAAAAAAUCAUUAUGCUUCCUGUUUGCCAAUUGCAGCAGCAGACUGUCUUAAUUUGAUCAGUUAAGGCUAACGAGAGCCCCUGUGCAGGUUGACACCUUGCAAUUGUUACUCGGUAUAUGUCGCCGCAGCCCCUCUAUUACUUAAACAUUGUCUGGAAGGAUGACCUAAGUCUCAGCCAUUAACAAUGAGCGAGCUGUUGAUUGUUCCCGACCGGAGCAGAGCCCCGGCUUCAGCUUCCAUCGAGAUACUGCUUAUUAGGAAUGCAUCUAACCGGAGCAGUGUGUUCUACGCUUCACUGCGUGCUAAUUACCUUUUUUUUUUCUCUCUGCUUGAACUGCUUCACUCUUAUGUCAGUCAGGUGUGUGUGUCCACCUCAGCUUUGUGCGAAUGUGUUCUCGUUUCAUGUAACGACUCCUCUUGUGACAGCUCAUCACCUCUGUCCCUGUACUGUCGGUACCAGCGCUCCUCAGGUUUAAUAGCUUCUGCCCGCUUCUCGAAGACUAAUUGAGCUCCAGUGAACAAAAAAGAAAAGAGAAAAAAAGUGCUCAUCCACAGCUCCUCAUGACAAUGAUUUAGCUCAGUGAGUCCCAACCUUGAGUUCAUGAACCCUGGCUACUUCUGCGGUAGUCACAGGGUACAUAGAAAUAUUAGGUGAAGAAGCUGAAGAGGACUGAGAAGUAAAUGGCAACCAAACAGAAUGUAUAAAUUAUCAUUGAUAUAGUAGCUCAUCCGGCCCAUGACCCAUCACAAAUCAUGCAUUAAAUUAAUCUGCUGGUUGUGUUUCACACACUAUGAAUUAAAAUAAUCUGAAAAGUCAAGGAGGCUCACAAUUAAUCGUAUCCUGGACAAAAUCUGGCCACUACUCUAGGAGGAGUCGCAAUUCCUAUUAAACUGGAUAAGUGAAUGUCAAACAACAAUUGUUAAUUUAGUCUUGAGCACAAUUUGGGUUAAAACACAUCAGUGUACAAGUUUAACUAUAACCUGACCAAUACUUUAAGAGGAGUAGUAAUUUUGGUUAAUUAUGGAGGGCCUGGGGGAUUACAUAAGCUCAGUGGUUCUUGGGCCAGAUAAGCUAAAAUAGUAAAAUAGUAAAUGAUUAAAAUAGAUUGCUUAAAUAGCUAAUGGAUGAAUUAUUAGUUAAGAGAACUAAAAAAAGACAAAAAUAUGUUGCCAAGUAUAUUGGAUAACAAUUUAUCAGUUAGCUAAUGAAUACAGCAGCUAGCAAGAUUACAACAAAAAAGUACCUUCUAAAAAAAUUACUAAAAACUGUGUAUGAUGGAUGUGGUUAUUGCUACAUCACCUCCUGGUUGCUGAAGUCCUUUUUGAAGCCUCGAGUUGAGCUGCUGUCAUCUUGGUUGCAAAGUAACAGAUGCGACUUGUGAUUGCCGGGCCGCUAGCUAAUGAGUUUUUGGUUUCACGCCAAACUUAAUCUUCAUUUUGAAACAUAGUAUGAGGAAGAUUUACAAAACAGACUUAAUUUUUUGUUCAGCAUAAACCAAAGUAAAUGAUGGAGUCCCUUAACUCAGCAGGUAAAUAGACUUCUACACGACUGGUAGCCUUUUUGCAGCCACGGCUAGCGCCACCUGCUGGUGUUCCGAUAAAAUGCAGGCUUUUAGAAGCUGUGCCAAUUUUUUAAACUGUCAAUGCUAAAAUUGUUACUAGCAGUUACAUUGUUAGAUAACAGCACUGAGUAUCAACUGGAAUAGCAUAAUAAAAGUAUAAUUCACAGUUGAAUCUGUUAGCUAAAAGUAGCAACAAAAUUGUUACCUAAACAUAAUGGAUAAUUUGUGAAACUGGUAGAUAAUAGCAUUUAAAUCAUUUUGCUAAAAGUAGUAAACAAGUAGCAAAUGAAUGUACUGAAAUGUAGGAUUAAAGUACGACGAUAGUAGUAAUGGAUGGCCAAAAUAUCUAACUGACUAGCUGAGCGUACAGCAAGCUAAAGUUGUCCAGUUUCAGUUAUUUCAGGUGAAUACCUUUAAAUAUAAAAGCGGACUGAUUUUGAAAGCUAUGGAUUUGAAGUGUUUUUCAGAGGCUAUAGGGUCACGUCAUAUGAAACAGGGUUGGGAACCACUGAUUUAACUUAUUGUACUGAAUGACACAUUUUCCUCCAGCAAAUAAUCAAAGCUGAUGAUGGUCCCUAUCAGUUUCCUUGUCUCUUUCCAUCUUUACUUGUGGUUCUGUAGAGUUGACCAUAUCAAGGCCUCUCAGAAGGAUGUACUGUAUACUGAGAUGUUGGCUGCCUCAAAGAAUUAAUCAAAGGGUAAUCCUAGAGUAGAUGGUAGUGAAAUGUGAAUUAGCUCUGCCUUAGAACUUGUUGUUUACUCUAUGUAGGAUCUACAUAAAAGAAAAAGACAGGGAUUAGACUGACCUUCAGUGUGCAUUAGGAAAUGUAAAGUAGUAGUCUAACUUAAUACAGCAUAACACCGAGUAAGGUGUAUUGCAAAGUUCAACAUGGCAUUACGGUGCGUAAACAGGGGCGAAUUUCAGAUGUGAGCAGCUGCUGCUUUGUUUUAAAUCAGAGCCAUUAGCAUCAUCAAACUGCUAUCUAUUGUUCUAAUGUGUACUGUUGUUUCUCAUGGACUGUUAUGACAGGAAUUGUCAAGUUUAAUGAUGAGGUGUCAAAAUCUAUCGAGUUUUAUUUUAGCUCUAGAGAGAGUAGCCUUCGUCUUAGCCUGUUUUUUGUUUUUUUGUUGAAAAAUCGUAGAAGCUCAUGUAAAUACUGUAUGUACUGUGUCUUUAACAAAAUUUAAAAAGGAAUAUACAAAAUGUUAAUAUAUGUUGAAAUAAAU
This is a messenger RNA of Pundamilia nyererei, 6068 nucleotides long. RefSeq names its product SH3 domain binding kinase 1 (gene sbk1). Lineage: Eukaryota; Metazoa; Chordata; Actinopteri; Cichliformes; Cichlidae. The record is from RefSeq and is a predicted model, not a curated record. Gene Ontology annotation, molecular function: protein serine/threonine kinase activity; ATP binding. The transcript has 4 exons. Gene Ontology annotation, biological process: protein phosphorylation. The coding region runs from base 632 to 1939 and encodes 435 amino acids.